This is a messenger RNA of Paramecium octaurelia, 769 nucleotides long. NCBI's taxonomy places the organism in Eukaryota, Ciliophora, Oligohymenophorea, Peniculida, Parameciidae. The record is from the annotation of a GenBank genome assembly.
GUUUAAUGUAAAACAGCUACCUCGCAUAAUUGGAUUGUAAGCUAUUAUCCUUAUCAAUUACAUAGAAAUCUAAGAGCAAGUUGUCCAAAUGGCCUACCAGUAACCACAGGAAGGUUAAUGGAAUAAAGAAUAUGAUAAAAAUGAUUGCAUCAUUUAUUCUAAAUUAAAUCAUGUUGGACUCAAGAUGACCAGAACUGAACUUAAAUUGAAUGUAGAUCCAAAGAGGGCUAUGGAUGUCAUUUUCGAUAUGACCAGAAGAGCUGAAUUUGAUGAAAACUUCUUGGAAGUAAAUAAAUUGAAUAUUUUUUAGGGCAAAAUUGUAGAAAAAAUAGAUUAAAAUAAUGUUAUUUAUUAUGGAGCUGGUAAAUCUCCCAUCGUCUUAGUCGAUCCAAGAGACAUGGUUGCUCUUACGAGAAGAACCAUACUGAAAGAUGGAACUCACAUAGUUGUUUGUAAAUUUGCCAUAUAAAUGUUAGCUAAAUCUGUUUAACUGGAUUCUGUUCCUAAUAAGAAAAACUAUACUCGUUGUGAAAUCAUUAUUUCAGGAUUCUUGAUUAAAGAGAUCACUCCAGGAACUUGUCAAGUUGUGAUUAUUGCCAAUAUUGAUCCAAAAGGUAGUAUUCCAAAGAUGUUAAUCAACUCGGGAGUCUCUAUGCAAGCAGAUGCUGUAAAGAAGUUGAUGGAGAAAAUGAGAUAAAGAACUUUGAUGGAAUGAAUUUAAUAUUUACAUUUAUCAAAAUUUAGAUUGAUGCAUUCAAAAUAAACAUAU